Callorhinus ursinus (northern fur seal) is the source of this 2969-nucleotide messenger RNA. The record is from RefSeq and is a predicted model, not a curated record. NCBI's taxonomy places the organism in Eukaryota, Metazoa, Chordata, Mammalia, Carnivora, Otariidae.
CACUGCAGUGACCAUCUGACUUACCAUCUUCUCCUCCCCCCCCGCCCCCCACGAGGAGUGAACUCUAGGAGGCCCUUCGUGUGCUCCAUCAUACCCCCAGCACCAAGCACCCCAGCUCAGCCGUAAGCUGGGUGACCUUGAACAAGUCCUUUUCCCUCCCUGAGCCCCCAUGUGUUCAUCUGAAAAUGACCCUCCGUUCCUGCCGUACCUCCUGGAUGGUAGGCCCUCCGCCUCCACUUGGGCUGGUUCUGGAGGUGGCCCCAGAGCCUCCACCCUCCCGCCCUGAUGGCCAGAGGGGGAAGAGGGGUCAGCAUCCCCAGACCACUAAUGACCUUGCAUCCUGCGGUCCAGGGUUAAUUUUUUAAAAAACAGCUCAAAGUCCAGGUGGGCUUUGGAAGAGUUUGCUCUCUCUGUUUGCUCUGGUUAAUCAUCUCAGGAUAGCAAACAUCCCUGGAGGCAGGCAAGGAGAUCAACAUCUAGGCCUCUGCCCCCCCCUCCCCCCGGGAGAGGCCGUGUGGCUGAAUGAACAGUUCUGUCCUAAAGAGGCCAGUAUUUGUCUUUACCCCUGUGUUCCCCAGCCUUCCCGUGGGGUCAGUGGCGUUGACAGUCCUAAUGCAGACCUGCUGGGAAGAGCAGAGGAGCCGUCGUGAGGCUGUGGGCAAGCUUCAGAGAGGGCUCUAUUCCUCCUGACUGUUAGUGUUUCAGUCUCAUACCAGCUCAGUUUCCCCCCAGAUAGAAAGCUGGAGUUCAUCACCAGGUGGGACAGUGGACAGUUUACAGAGCACUCUGACCCACUGCCUCACUUGACCUCUUGGCGGACAGAACAAGGACUGUUAUCUUCAGUUUAUAGAUGAGGAAAGUGGGCUUUAGAGAGGGAAAGUCCUCUGCAAAGAUAGUGGAAGAGAAGUCAGGGCUUCUGGCUCCCAGUUCUCUGAAUGCCUCUUAUGGCAGACUGCCUUCCUUCUACCACCGCUAACCAAACCAUGAGAGAUUGAGAAACCUUGUGAACAAGAGGGAAGGUAAUUGUCCCCAGAAAUCUAAGCCGAGAUGGGUGGUGUGAUAAAAUUUGUAACAUGGCUUUGAGCUUCCUGGCAGCCAAAGCAAAAAGGAAAUGCCGUCAGUAGCCAAGGUGUUGGUGAUGGAGCAAAGGAAACAGUCACUUAGGAAUAGAGACAUAUUUGUACCUGAUACUGGUGAGAGAUGAAGGUAUUGGGUGGCUCUUACAGAGGGACGUGACACACCAUUUACUGGUGCCGCUGGGGGGAGGGGGUUCUCCUGGAUUCUCACAUGAACGUGGCUCUUGCUUUUGAACCCCCUAUCUGAAGGGGGCAUGCCCAGCCAUAGCAGGGGGCCUUCCGUGAGCAUGGAAUGUUCCAUGUCAAGAACAGGGAGGAAGUAAGGACAGCGACUCUUGACUGUUGGAAAACAGAGCUUCACCGAGAGGGCCCACAGUAGCAGGGGCAAGAGUUUGAGCUUUGGAGACAAACAGACCUAGGUUUUUUUUUAAAAAUUCUCUUUGAAAUUGUUUAAUGAACAGUAUACAGUUUCCUAAGGCUGCCGUUAACAAAGUAUCACAACUGGGUGGGUUACAACAACAGAAAUGUAUUCUCUCCCAGUUCUGGAGGCUGGAAGCCUGACACCAGACUGUCAGUGGGCCCACAGUCUUCCUGAAGUUUCUAGAAAAGAAUCCUUGCUUGCCUCUUCCUAGCUUCUGCCUCAGUCCGAAGCUGCCGUAGGCAGAGAGGCGGUGGCUCCUGUCCCCAGACAGAGCCUGUGAGCGACACCCGAGGCAGAAGAGCCCAGAACCAUGUGGAGUCUCAGGGCUCCGUUUCUGUUGCUGACUGCCUGCCUGGCCGUGAGUGCCAGUCCCGUGCUGACGCCGCCUGACGCCAUCCAAGUGCAAGAGAACUUCAACAUCUCUCGGAUCUACGGGAAGUGGUUUCAUGUGGCCAUGGGCUCCACCUGCCCGUGGCUGAAGAAGUUCAUGGACAGGAUGUCCAUGAGCACGCUGGUGCUGGGCGAGGGGGCGACGGAUGGGGAGAUCAGCAUGACCAGCACACGUUGGCGGAGAGGCACCUGUGAGGAGCUCUCCGGGGCUUAUGAGAAAACCAGCACUAACGGAAAGUUCUUCUAUCAUAAUCCCAAAUGGAACAUCACCAUGGAGUCCUACGUGGUCCACACUGACUAUGAUGAGUACGCCAUCUUUCUGACCAAGAAAUUCAGCCGCCACCAUGGGCCCACCAUUACUGCCAAGCUCUAUGGGCGACAGCCGCAGCUUCGAGAAAGCCUGCUGGCGGAGUUCAGGGAGCUUGCCUUGGGUGUGGGCAUCCCCGAGGACUCCAUCUUCACCCUGGCCAACAAAGGUGAGUGUGUCCCUGGGGAGCAGGAACCAGAGCCCUCUCCACACAUGAGGGCCCGGCGGGCUGUGCUGGCCCAGGAGGAGGAAGGAUCAGGGACCGGGCAACCAGUAACUGAUUUCAACAAGAAGGAAGAUUCCUGCCAGCUGGGCCACGCAGAAGGCCCUUGCCUGGGGAUGAUCAUGAGGUUUUUCUACAAUGGCUCCUCCAUGGCCUGUGAGACCUUCCAGUACGGCGGCUGCCUGGGCAACGGGAACAACUUUGCCUCGGAGAAGGAGUGUCUGCAGACCUGCCGGACCGUGGCGGCCUGCAGCCUCCCCAUUGUCCCCGGCCCCUGCCGAGGCUACUACAAGCUCUGGGCGUUUGACGCUGCCCAGGGGAAGUGUGUCCCCUUCGUCUACGGGGGCUGCCAAGGCAACGGCAACAAGUUCUACUCGGAGAAGGAGUGCAAGGAGUACUGCGGGGUCCCUGGCAAUGGGGACAAGGAGCCGCUGCACUUACUCAGCUGACGGGGCCACACGCCAGAAGACCACAGGCCGCAGGGAGGCUGCAGGCCGCUGCCUGUCCCAGGGGCCAGGUUCAAAAUAAACACCCAGUUGUAGACUCCUGAAA